This is a messenger RNA of Triticum aestivum (bread wheat), 5955 nucleotides long. RefSeq names its product probable glutamyl endopeptidase, chloroplastic. NCBI's taxonomy places the organism in Eukaryota, Viridiplantae, Streptophyta, Magnoliopsida, Poales, Poaceae. The transcript has 15 exons. Gene Ontology annotation, biological process: proteolysis. Gene Ontology annotation, molecular function: serine-type endopeptidase activity. The coding region runs from base 432 to 3023 and encodes 863 amino acids. The record is from RefSeq and is a predicted model, not a curated record.
UGCUUCACUUGAUUAGUAUCGGGCGGGGAUUCUAUCCGGGUGUCUUGUAGUGGUCGGAGAUUCGCCUGUUUCGCGUGCUGAAUUUUAGUCGCCUGACCUGUUUGUUCUGAUAAUAUUCAGUUAGCUCAGCUCGUCGGAUCUCCUUGAUUAAUCGUGGGAAUGACUGGAAUUUCAGAUGCUUUGUGAUCUUAGGGGAACAGAGUUGUUAAUCUUCUGUAGUUUAGCCAGGAAACAUACUGCUUUUGCCUUUUCAUUUGUUUUAAUCUUAUUAAGGAAAUGCUGGUUCAGACUUCAGAGUUAAAUGUGCUUCACCCAUCAAAACGAAUCUGCUCAUACUGUCCACUCCAGCCUCAGUUCUGAAGAAAAUGGAAGAUUUAGCCAAGGGCGCUUUAACUUUUGUAUAAUUAGCAGAACCGUAGUCCAGUUUGUCGAUGAUACGUCUACCUGCAGUGUCAGGAUAUCGUCUCCCUCCAAAGGAAAUCCAGGAGAUUGUGGAUGUGCCACCGAAUGCCAGCUACCAUCUCUCUCCUCGCCGAGAUAGGAUCAUGUUCCUGAAACGUAGAGCUAUGCCUCCAUUGUCCGAGCUCGCAAAACCUGAUAAAAUACUUGCUGGCAUACGGAUCGAUUCCAGUUGUAACAUGAGGAGUCGAAUGUCCUUUUAUACUGGGAUUAGUAUCCAUUUGCUGAUGGAUGAUGGAAGUUUGGGUCCAGAGAAAGUGGUCCAUGGAUAUCCAGAUGCUGCAAAAAUUAAUUUUGUAACAUGGUCACCAGAUGGUCAGAAUGUGGCCUUCACUGUGCGUUAUGAAGAUGAGGCGGGCAGUGACAGCAAUUUAGCAUUGUGGGUUGCUAAUGCAGAAUCUGGAGAAGCUCGGCCACUUUUCAGACAAACAGACAUAAGACUGAAUGCUAUUUUUGAGCUAUUUGUGUGGGUGGAUCAUUCUACCCUGUUGGUCUGCAUUAUUCCUUCAUCACGUGGUGAUUCUCCGAAGAAGCCAUUGGUUCCUUUUGGUCCAAGGAUUCGCUCCAAUGAGCAGAACAAUGUCAUUCAGAUGAGAGCCACAAAAGAAAUGCUGAAAGAUUUGCAUGAGGAAGAAUUGUUCGAUUACUAUGCAACCUCUCAGUUAGUACUGGUUUCGUUGGAUGGGAUAGUGAAACCAGUAGCUUCCCCUGCUAUAUAUACUUUCCUUAAUCCUUCACCAGAUGAAAAGUACUUGAUGCUCACCUGUGUUCACAAGCCAUAUUCUUCUAUAGUCUCGUAUAAAAGGUUUCCCAAGAAGGUUGAGUUGUGGACAGUUCAUGGUAGAUUUGUCCGCGAACUUUGUGAUCUACCCCUUGCUGAAAAUAUUCCAAUUGCAGCCAACAGCGUCCGUAGGGGAAAACGUUUAAUCAGGUGGAGGCCUGACAUGCCUUCAACCUUAUAUUGGGUGGAGGCACAAGAUGGAGGAGAUGCAAACGUUGAAGUCUCACCACGUGAUAUAGUUUACAUGGAACCUGCUGAGCCUUUAAAUGGCGAGAAACCUCAUGUCCUGCUUAAACUUGACCUUCGGUAUAGAAGGAUCUCUUGGUGCUAUGGAUUGCAUGCACUGGCAUAUGAAUAUUGGCACAAGACAUGCAGAACAAGAACAUGGAUCAUCUCUCCUGAUUGCAAUGAUCUUAGCCCACGAUUAUUAUUUGAUAGAUCUUCUGAAGAUGCUUACUCGAGUCCAGGCUCUCCAAUGAUGUGCAGAACUCCUGCAGGCACCCUUGUCAUUGCAAAAAUUAAGACAAACUAUGAAGGGACCUAUAUCCUAAUGAAGGGACAGGGUGCCACACCAAAAGGAAGCGUCCCUUUUCUUGAUCUCUUAAACAUAACUACGGGAGCGAAAGAGCGGAUAUGGGAAAGUAGUGUAGACAAGUACUAUGAAUCUGCUCUUGCACUGAUGUCAUACCAUCCAAAAUGUGAAAUCCAGCUAAAUGAACUAAAAUUUCUCAUAUCGAAAGAGUCAAGAAGCGAAGCUGCCCAAUAUUAUGUUAGUAUCUGGCCUGAUAAGAAGCAAGUCCAGAUUACAAGUUAUCCCCAUCCAUAUCCUCAGCUGGCAUCAUUGCAGAGAGAAAUAAUCAGAUACGAGCGAGAUGAUGGUGUUAAACUUACUGCUACAUUAUAUCUGCCUCCAGGCUAUAAUCCAUCGAAAGACGGGCCUCUUGCAUGCUUGAUUUGGUCUUAUCCUGGAGACUUUAAAAGCAGAGAGGCUGCUGGGCAAGUCCGUCGUUCACCCAAUAAAUUUGCACGCAUUAACAACAGUUUUCCUCUUCUUUGGUUAGCUAGAGGGUUUGCUGUUUUGGCUGACCCGACAAUCCCUAUAAUUGGUGAAGGAGAUCAGGAGGCGAAUGACAGGUACAUAGAGCAGCUGAUUGCUAGUGCGGAAGCAGCGGUAAAUGAGAUUGUAAGAAGAGGGGUUGCUCACCCUGACAAAAUUGCUGUGGGCGGUCAUUCAUAUGGUGCAUUUAUGACUGCUAACCUCUUGGCACAUGCACCUCAUCUUUUCUGCUGCGGAAUCGCUCGCUCUGGAGCCUACAACAGGACACCGACUCCAUUUGGCUUUCAGAAAGAGGUGAGGACGCUCUGGGAAGCUACCGAUACCUAUAUUAAGAUGAGCCCUUUCAUGAUAGCUAACAAAAUCAAGAAACCAAUUCUACUGAUACAUGGAGAAGAAGACAGCAAAGUAACAACAGCAAUGCAGUCAAGUCAAUUUUAUGAUGCUUUGAAAGGGCAUGGGGUGCCAUGCCGUCUUGUAGUUCUCCCAUUCGAGGGGCACCGAUAUGCUGCAAGGGAAAGCGUUAUGCAUGUAAUUUGGGAGACUGAUAGAUGGCUACAGAAAUAUUGUGCAAUGGUGAGCGGUGAGACAACACAAUCACAUGUUGAUGGUGCACCAGCAUGUGAAGCUUUAACAUUAAACUUCACCAAGAUAUCUAGUCUGAGCAAGCUGAUACUAAUGGCCUUGGAUUAUAUCGGUGUAGGAAACUUUAAAGAUAACUCACAAUGAUAUUGAUGUGUUUCCAUGUGCACACAGAAGAGUAUCACUUCAUUCACUGCUCUGUUUCCAUAUCAUUCUUGACUCUUGUAACGCGAGACUCGGUAAUCAUAUUCAUACAUGCCAAUAAACACCGUUGCUAUAUAUGUACUUGUUGUCUGCUUCUCAAGUUGAUAUCUUCUUUGGAGUUCCUUUCUUGAAUGUCACGUCAUCAUAUCAAAGUGUUAUAUUAUGAAGCUUUGCUAGUACAGAAAUUUAAGGCCUGAAGACACCAACACUACAAUUCCAAUUAUGAUGAAGCAUAACGAGGGUAAAAUUCGAUCCCAUCAUGUUAACCAAUGGUGCUUCAGUGAGGUCAUUAUGUUCGUUCCUAAACUCAUUCUGCACAUAUGCUCUGUAUCUGAGGCACGAAUCGAUGCGAUUCUAACCUCUUUUUACUGGUAAAAUUGCAAAACAGUGAACAGUUGUAAGGUUCUAUACGAUGGGUAUCUCGAAUUAAGCAUAACCAUAUCAGAAAUCGCAAGAAGGAAUCAGAGAAAUUGCUUCAGUAAACUGAUGUCUGUAGAAUAAUAUGUCCUCACCUUACCACCAGCGUAUCUUGUUUGCUUUGGAUAGAUGCUUGGUGUUUCUGUUACAUAUUCCGUUCAGAUUAAAUUGCUCCUAUUGGCCUUCACAAAGUCCUCUCUUCACACCACACAAGAUGAUAAGGGUACUAGCAAAGAAAUCCUCUAAAAACAUGGAAGGAAAAAUAAAUGUGUCACAAAAUGGGAUUUAACAUCUGAACUUAUUUUAUUCUUUUGACUUCCUUCGACAGUGAAAGCUUAAAGUGAAUGUGUCUCAUCUCUAACUGAUUGCACUCAAUUGUUUUUUAUUGUUAGGGCUGAAAUAAACUUGGAAGCACUGAACAUUUUCUUACCUGACAAUCCUCUACCAAAAAAAAAGGAGACGUUAUUAUACGGGGUGAGUGAGACUAUUGUUGGAUAUAACAAAACAAAGGGUGAGUGAGACUAUUGUUGGAUAUAACAAAACAAAGCAACGGGAAGGUCAAUUAUACGGUCCCCAUCAUCUGUAAAUAGUUAUAAACAGAUACAAAGACUGUUCUACCAUGUGAGCUUCUGUUCAUGAUGCCUAGCAAAUAAAACUUAUUUUGUUGGCUUUGUGAUUGUGAUACACCCAGGUUUUAAUCAAACAAGAUCAUCUUGGAUAACAUCAUAGACUAAGUCAGGUCUAGCUUCAUCAUAUGCACAAGGACAUGAUUUGGUCAUCAACAUUAGGACGAACAAGACAGCAUACUUUGGUCUAACUACAACUAGCGUCAAUCAUCAGGCAAACAUUUCCUUGUGGUAAAUGACAAUUUUUUAAAUCAGAUUAAAACUUUGGAUGUAGUCUUAUUAAUGACGCUUCUUUUUUGGCAUUCAAGAAAUAUGACAUGAUUUAUUUAUUAUCGAAGAAAACCACGGGGCCAAGGGCUCUGUCCAUUCAUUAAAGAAAGUAAAAUAAUGUAAAGUAUGUUGGACACAUUAAAGGACCAAUUUAUAGAAGAGAAUUUUGGAUAAUGAACUCUAUCCACUUUGACAAUACUACCAUGCUGAUUCAGAAGGCUAGCUAGGAGCCUAGGUAGGAGAAUUGCUUCAUCUGUGCUCAGAUCAAAGAAGUGACAUAGAUGCUGACCAAAGCAACUGUGAGCACAAAGUAGUUCAGUAUUACCUUGCUGGCAAUACUAUUAUUCUGCACUGAAUUUCGACUCCUCUUUAACCUGCAAUUCAAGUUUCAUUCACCACUUCAUUUUAACAUUGUAGAGGAAAAUUCAUCAGUAUAUAUACUUGCAUAGGUGUAUCACUAUGGGUCAAUUAUUUUUUUAAGAGAUUGUGUGGAUGAACACACCACAUGCACGUCACACUCAUGACAUAAACGUACGUAGACGCGUGCGCGUGCUCUACACGCGCUAUAUUUGCAGGGGCAAGAUUUUUUGAUAGCAUUUUAAUGUAGGUCGUCGUUGUCAGGGAAUCAAAUCCAAGCACACAUUUUUAGACCAUGUACAACCACAUCAAUUUUUUUGCAGGAGAAAAGACAAAUGGUGGUCUGAAUUCUACGAGAUGUCAGAAACAUCUCCGUGUCAUAGUCUUGCAAGACUUGUGCAGGCCACAAGCCUCUCUAGCUGUUCUGUCCAUACAAGCAACACCCAUACCAUUCUGGUACGUUUCCUUACAACUUGGUGAGUGUAGAAUUUUAUCAGGUCACAGCAGAAGGCUGAACAGUAACUGUCAUAGCCUCAUCCAGCGUAGGGCUCUGUAUGUUGCCCUUAUCUUGUUCUCCGGAAUACAAUGCCUUCAUCUGAGCUAGAGCUGUCCACGCACCCCAUUCAUCGCCGAAAGUCACACUGACCGGCUCUGAUCAAUACAGAAUAUUUGCCUCUGUUUCGUUCCUUUCGUCUAAAGGCUCCAUUCGGGGUGUUUUCAGUCAGGGGGUGCGAGCGAACGGCUGUGACGAUGUCUGGGAGAAGUAUCGGAAUGAUUGGCCCAUUUCGUGUGUGUGCGCAAAGUCAACAAUCCUAAAUGGUUCUCAUGGGCACCUUUAGUACCUGUCUUUUUUGGGUGCCUUCCAAUGAUUCCCAAAGGCCAAGAAGGCAGGCCAGGCCUAGGAGCAACCACUUGCACAUCCGAUGGCUGUUACUGUCUUACAGUGGCAAGCAAAAGGAGAGGCGGCGAGAAGACGGGGAAACGCAGCAGCAAGCAAGCGACCGAGAAAGCAACCGUAGACCGGUAGGUGCUGGAAUUCAGAAAGCUCCCGGGGCACGCAAAUUUCACCCCGAGUUGUCGCGUUUUCGCCUUGAUUUGUAGCCUCCUGUUUGAUUCAGACCAAUCACUGCCAUAAUAAAAGGUAGUAGAUCAUAUCAUUUGGUACCUCGCUUGACUAUUGUGGUAUGAGAUUGUUUUUUGCCAAA